This is a messenger RNA of Colletotrichum scovillei, 1474 nucleotides long. RefSeq lists its product as uncharacterized. The record is from RefSeq and is a predicted model, not a curated record. The transcript has 6 exons. Bases 162 to 1388 code for a protein of 408 amino acids. Lineage: Eukaryota; Fungi; Ascomycota; Sordariomycetes; Glomerellales; Glomerellaceae.
ACUACCGGCUUUCUUUUAUGUCGAGUCGAAGGCAAUCUUGGCAACGCCCUUCCGAAUAGCAAAGUGAUCAUCUACGGGACGACUAUGUCUCGCCCCGCACCGGGCCGAACCCGCCGACCUAUCCCGCCGGUUUACCCACAUUUCCCGGUCGCCGAUGCGAGAUGUCUGACAAGGAGGGGGCGGCCCCCCCGCCGGAAGGCGUAGUGCCUGACUUUCAGCAUCCGCAGGACGUAUUGCAUACCAUCAAUUUGGUGUCGCAGAUUCUUUCUAUUGUGUCUGUCAGUAUCUUCAUGAUGCUGCGCAUUUAUGCGAAAACCCUCAUCGCGCCGCCGUUCUACUUAGACGAUUGGAUGGCAGUGAUUGCCUGGAUAUUAUCAGUCGGGUACAGUUCGACGGCACUCGUGAUGCAUCGCUAUGGGGGUGGCUAUCAUAUAUAUGAGAUAUCCAAGGAUAAAUUCGUUGGUUUCUUGAAGGGGCUGUACGCGGACACACUUGUCUACGGCCCAAACUCAUAUUUCACGAAACUCGCACUGCUACUCAUCGUGAUCCGAGUCUUCAGGCUGAACAAGAAGACCAUCAUCGGCACAUAUGCCGUCAUAGUGUUCAUGACUGGGUAUUACGUGCCGGUCCUCUUUCUCAAGAUGUUCAUUUGCCACCCAAUUGCUGGGUACUGGGACUCGACUCUCAAUGCUACCUGCUUGAACCAACGAGCCAUAUUUGUUGCCGAUACUGCCGUCAGUGCAAUCACGGACACCGCCGUAUUAUGUCUGCCGAUACCCGUGGCUUUGAGUCUACGAAUGUCAUGGACCAAGCGACUCAAAGUGAUUCUCAUGCUCAGUGCAGGAGGCGUCGCCACAGCAGCAAGCAUUGUACGAAUGAUUCUCGUAAUUCAGCUACAAAAGUCGGAUGACGAGCCUGUCGACUUCAUUCGUUUUAAUCUACUUGGGACUGCGGAAGUGAGCAUAGGCAUGAUCUGUGCGUGUCUUCCUGCAAUCAACAUCUUAUUCAUGCGAGGACUCAGUGGUUCGCAACAAUCGAGUCACAAUACCGGCCAGAGCAGCAAAAAGUACUUUGAGCUCAAAUUCCUCAUGGGCAGUAAGCUACAAACGCAAAAUUUAACGGCAGUAAAUACCACUGGGAUAACCGGGCCUGUGGCUGUAAGCACUCAUGAUGCAGAGAGCAUAGUGCAUGAACAUAGGGAUUCCAUCUUUCCGAUAGAAAGGAUGAGCCGAGUGACCUCACUCAAACCAGAAGAUGUGGAAAGAGGGAUCUGGUCAGAUGAAUGGUACUCCAAAGUCACGGCGUCGCCUUUCUCGGAACCUGGGUCUCCGGAUUGGGCUCGAAAGGCUUCCAUGGGCUUCAUGGAGACAAUAACAGAGUUGAGCUAAGUCCCACGUCCUGCGGCAUUAAAGGCGUACUUGAUUUAUCAGAAUAUCAUUGGGUUUAUCUCGUUACGAAUUACCCAGCAAGGAGG